Messenger RNA from Chrysemys picta bellii (western painted turtle), 1728 nucleotides. Lineage: Eukaryota; Metazoa; Chordata; Testudines; Emydidae. The record is from RefSeq and is a predicted model, not a curated record.
AUGAGAGCUGAAGUAAGCGGUAUUUCAGCCUUCAGCGAAUCUGACUCUGAUCUCUUAAACUCCACAGGCUGGGUCAGGCGGCUCCUGCAGAAACCCAAGCGAAGCUCCAGCUCCGCAGGAAGCAGCUUGAACACCAAACAGUCCCCCUCCUCCUCUUCCUCCUCCUUGGUGACAACCGCCAGCUCUUCCACCAGCAGUUCGGUGGCCAGCCUAGGACAACUGUCUCCUGCCUCCCAGGUGAGCAUCAGCAGCGCAGGGAGUGCCCGCUGGGCCAAGAGCUAUGACGUGUGCAUCUGCCACAGCAACGAGGACUUGGAGUUUGUCGAGGAGAUGGUCUCCUAUCUGGAGAGCCAGACUGAGGGCAUCCGCUGCUUCCUGCAGCUGCGGGAUGCCAUGCCGGGGAGUGCUAUCACGACAGAACUGUGCGAUGCUGUCCAGAACAGCCACUGCUGGGUCCUGCUAAUAACCCCUAGCUUCCUCGAGGAUCCCUGGUGCAGGUACCAGAUGCAUCAGGCGUUGGCAGAGGCGCCUAUGGCCAACGGGCGUGCCAUCCCCGUGCUGAAGGGCAUUGACCGGAAAGACUACCCCCGGGAGCUGAGGUGCCUCUAUUAUAUCGAUGUGACGCACAAGGAGAAUGGCUUCAGGCCGAUUAAGGACACGAUCCUGCGCUACCUGCAGGAGCACUGUCGAAGCACCGUGAGCAGAAUAGAGUGACUGGAGUCCUGCAGGGGAAAGAAGCACCUUGAGAAAACAGAUCCCGGCCGAAGGGAAAUAGAAUGAGAAUCCACACUGCUGUUUCCAAAGUCUCUGGAGCUGCCUCAUUUGAUCUCAGUGGAGAGCAGAUUCCAGGUGGUCUACAGCCAAGUUCCCCGAUGCACAAAGCACCUGUAGAAUUGCAAAUGGGAACCGACUCUCACGAGAGCUUCUGGACGGAAGCAUUUCUCUCAUGUUAGGCUGCUCCCCACCAUGAACGCUAAUACCAGGCACUGCUGAGAGGACAAGCAAAAUGUCUAACACCAAUGGAGAGUGAGGCUUACGUGUGGCUUCUGGUGCUAAAGACUUGGAAGAAGCAUGAGGCUUGUUCCAUGUUAUACUGUACAGUGCAGGGGACUUGGCUAGAAUCUGGAGCUUGAGCGUUGGUGACUCCAAGUAAUUGAGGGUAAACACAGGUAAAUGGAGUUUACCCACUUCUCAUUUGGGGAGUAGGGAGUCUAGUUUAGGUUUCUUCCUUUCAGGAAGCUGAUAGGCAGCUAAAUCUCUAAUGACCUUCCAAAAGCCAGUUUGGAGCUGUUACAAUACGCACUCUUGCCUAUGUUAAAUUCCUCCAAGCCCCAAGGAACAUAGGCACAGACUCCAUUAUAUAUACUCCACAGCUGUUUGGGUGGCAGCCACCGAUCAGCUGGGUGAGGCGCUUGGGGAAGGGCGGAGAGCAGCAGGCAGGUGGGGCCUCAGGGAGGGGCAGAGCAGGGCAGGUAGAGGUGGAGCGAGGGCAGGGCCUUGGGGCGGGACAGUGGAGCACCCCCUGGGGGAAAAAGAAAACUCAGAGCCUAUGUCAAGGAGUAUAAACUGACAUGAAGUUUCCCCUUUUGGAGCUGUGACACUCGUAUGAAGAGGAGCUACACAUAGGCUGGUCUUUGGUAUUUUGAGUGUAACGUCAGUUUUAGUUUUGAUUUUUACAAUUGUAAUUUAAAUGUGUGUACAAAUAAAUGCAGAAAAGUGUUAUUUUUA